CUAAUAAACAAUAAAUGAUUUAAAAUCCGACAUUUUUACCAUAUAACAUUUAUUACGUUAUAAAUGCAUAUAUUUAUUUUAUCUGGAAUAUAGCAUGACGUGCUGAUACUUGAGCGAUACUAUUGGGAAACCCAUCUAGCUGUGCCGAGUAUUGAGCAAUCGAAUACGGAAUAGGUCUCGUGAUUGUGACCCACUUUACAACGUAAAAACAUCGGCGCUGAGUGGUGAAAGUUACACAGUCGUUCGUUUUGAUCUUUUAUAAAUAGUAGUUCGUUUUUCAUUCGAUGGCAACCAGUAAGCCAGACCAAGAAUUUUACAGAGUUGAAAUGGAAUCAGGUUCUCAGCGAGACAAUGGCAGCAACAUCGGGUGCUGUGGAUACAUCCUGUACGCACUGUCCAUCAUCAUGAUCGGCCUCACGCUGCCCUUCUCACUAUGUCUUUGUAUGAAGGUAGUCCAGGAGUAUGAAAGAGCAGUCAUAUUUCGACUUGGUCGACUGUUAUCGGGUGGAGCCAAAGGACCUGGUUUGUUCUUCAUUAUUCCCUGCAUGGACCAAUACACAAAAGUUGACAUGAGGACCGUGUCAUUUGAUGUACCGCCUCAAGAGGUGCUGACGAAGGAUUCUGUGACUGUUGCCGUAGAUGCUGUUGUGUACUACCGCGUUCAGAAUGCAACAAUGUCAAUCACCAACGUGGAGGACUCGAACCGGUCCACGCGGCUCCUGUCUGCCACGACCUUGAGAAAUGUCCUGGGAACAAAGAAUCUGGCCGAGAUCCUCUCCGAGAGAGAAUCCAUCAGCCAUUUAAUGCAGACGUCUCUUGACGAAGCGACCGACCCGUGGGGUGUAAAGGUGGAGCGUGUAGAAGUUAAGGAUGUGCGUCUGCCGGUCCAACUCCAGAGAGCCAUGGCAGCAGAAGCUGAGGCCACCCGGGAGGCAAGAGCCAAGGUGAUAGCAGCCGAGGGAGAACAGAAGGCGUCGCGUGCGCUGAAGGAAGCGGCCGACGUGCUCUCAGAGUCGCCUGCGGCCCUCCAGCUCCGGUACCUCCAGACGCUGAACACCAUAUCGGCGGAGAAGAACUCCACCAUCAUCUUCCCCCUGCCCAUCGACUUGCUGCAGUCCUUCGUGAAGAAGGAACAGAAGACAGCCUUCUAGACUACCAACACACAACUCGAGCUAAUUUGCCUUAUCAGUGUCAUAACAUUCACAUGCUAAACGGUGUAAUACACCGAGUAUCUACCGGAGGCAGGACGUCGGCCAUUUAUAGUUUGUCAGAUGUAUUUUGAUGUUUUUAAUUGUAAAUAUCAUGGAAUUUGAGAAACAAAUGUGGCAUGUUUGAUAUUCAUUAAAUCAAAAUCAAAAAUAUGCAGCUGGAAAAGUGGUUCAAUUUUUUUUUAUCCAUUAGUUUGUUUUUUCCCCCAUUCAGAACCAAAUCUUUUUAAUUUUGGUGUUUUAAUGUAUGAAUUUAAUUGGCAAAUAUACCUUUUUUUUAUACAUUGAAUUACAAAAAAAAAAACCCACCCUUUUUCUAUUACAAUUUAUUUCUGUUUUGGACAUAAAUUUUAACAGAAAAAGAGAACAUGUUUUUUGUAUCUUUUGGUUCAUACAGUCAAGAAUUGAACAAUUAUAGUGGUUAACUGGCUAACAUGUGAAUUUCUUGUUGGAUAGAUGUUUGCAUUGCUCAAUAAUGUCAUACUACAGUGUAACCCCUCUAAACUGGACACCCUUGGGACCAAGACAAAUGUCCGGUAAUAAGAGGGAUCCAGUUUAGAGAGGUUAAGUUCUGUCCUGGUUUUUAAAAAGGGAUUCUGUAAAAUGUCCGGUUUACAAAGGGUCCGGUCUUGAAAGGUUUCACUGUACCUAUUUAUAAAACAACCUGUUAAACUUCUUUUUUUUAAUCAGCAAACUCACCAACUUCAUCUUGGUAACUUUAAAAUUAUACAUACUUGAUUAAUUUACAUACAUGGUUCAUUUUGCAAAUUUUAAAAUUGAUAUCACUAUGGUUGUAUAUUGUUAUUGUAUAUAUUAUGUAUAGUAUACUUUUGUAUGUCAUGUUUUAUAUUGUUACUGAAAUAUAUUCCUACUUGUAAUUGCGAAAGGAACAGAAAACAAUUGUGCAUCACAAGGUUUCAAAACUAAAUGUACUAAUAUUUAUAUUACUCUUAAUAGCAUGAAUUGCUAAUGCCACUAAUUAACUGCUAAUAAGAUAAUUUUAAUCAUGAAAAACAGUAAAGAAAGUGUAUUAAAGAGGAUAUUUUAUGUUCAGAGUAGUCUUGAGGUCAGAUAAACUGUAGGUAUAAAGUGAAAAUAAAGUAGGUAGUAUAUAACGGGGUAUCCAAAAAUAUUUAUGCAAUUUCUGUAGGUGUUGUUUUUACAUAAUCGAUAUAAAAGAACUACAAUUUAAAUUUUGUUUAGCUAAUAUUGAAAUGUUGAUUUUUGACUUUUAAACUUCUAAUACAUUGGGUUCAUAUAAAAAAAAUAGCUGUGUAACAUUUACUCAGUAACAAAUGACCAAAUGUCUUAAAAUGUUAUACUUGUGCAACUUUUUUUUAUAUUAUGCAAGAGUGAAGUUAUUUUGGGCGGUUUUUGGCUCUUUUUAUACUGGCCAUUUUGACAUAAUAGGGUAAUUGUGCCCAUUAAUAUUUUAUUAAUUAUGUGACUGAUUUAUGCCAGUCAUUAAAACUGAAAUUAGCUCAAUCUUACAUAUUGCUGCUGAAUAAUCAACCUUAGUUUUAAUUACCUUCUACCUCUUAAUUAGCAUAAUUUUGUUUACACUAGAGAGCCAUUGGCUCUUUUCUUAUUACAAUGACAUUAAUUUUCAUCUCCAAUUACUUUUAAUUUCUCCAAACCAUAUUACUAUUCAGUGUACAGAACACAUACAAUACAAAGUUAUAUUAAGCUACGUUUCCAUACGUAAGUUUUUCCUGUCUGUUUUUCUGUGAAUAAUUGAAAUGUUUUUCCAUGCCAUUCACAAACCGUGCAUGAUCAGUGUAUGUGAAUUUGGAAUGGCUUUGUGAGCGAUUUUUCAUGGAUUCACAAAAACAAUACAAAGUUAUAUUAAGCUACAUUUCCAUAUGUGCGGGGUUUUUUUUGUCCCUUUUCCAUGAAUAAUUACAAUAAUAUGUCUUCAUGCUAUCUGCAGACCGUGCAUGAUCAGUGUACAGAAAGUUAGAAUUGCUUAACAAGCAAUUUUUCAUGGAUUCACGGAUCACGGAAAUGUGAAAUCCCACAGCUAUGACGUUCUUACCAUGUCCCUUCGAAAUUAAUUUCUGUCAUUAUGUCUUCACAGAUGGAUAUGGAAAUGAUCAACAGGGACAUAGAAUCGUAGCCGUGUGUAUAUAAAGCCUUCUGUUUAGUUCCAUGCAGUUCCUUUCGUAAAAGGCAGUGGUUUUAAAUAUCGGCAUGGCAUUUGUGUUUUAAUGUGAUUCAGUUAAGACAUGUAGUUUUAUACAUUAAUGUGUUAUUUAGUGAAAGCUGGUACCCAACAAGUGUUGAAGAUUUAGUGAAUUGUGUUUAAAGUGUAUAACUAGCUCUUUCCCCACCACACCCCGAUAAACAAAAUGCAAUUACCUAAUAUAGACUUCAUAAACAGGUGAAUUCUCAAAUCAGCUUUUUCAUUCAUUUAGCUUCAAGUAAAAAUGCUCAAGUCGUCUUCCAUUCAUAUUUGGUAAAUGAAGUUAAAGUUUGUUUUUGUUUAAUGACACCACUAGAGCACAGUGAUUUAUUAAUCGUUGGCUAUUGGAUGUCAAACAUUAGGUAAAUGAAAGCUUGAAGCGUGGGAAUAUGACAAAGCAAGAAAACUUUUGAUAGAUAAACAAGUCUGUUUUUAAAGCUGUCUUAGCGCUACAGUAUUGUAAAACCAUCGUAGGCUAUGACAUCAGUAUGAUGUAUGUUGUAGUGGCAUCAUAGCCUGCUAUAGUUUACAAUAUUGUAACACCAUCGUAGGCUAUGACAUCAGUAUGAUGUAUGUUGUAGUGGCAUCAUAGCCUGCUAUAGUUUACAAUAUUGUAACACCAUCGUAGGCUAUGACAUCAGUAUGAUGUAUGUUGUAGUGGCAUCAUAGCCUGCUAUAGUUUACAAUAUUGUAACACCAUCAUAGGCUAUGACAUCAGUAUGAUGUAUGUUGUAGUGGCAUCAUAGCCUACUAUAGUUUACGAUAGCUUUGAAAAUCUGUAGCCUGGUCUCUAGUCUCCAUACAUCAUUAUCCUAAAUGGUAUGAUUCAAGCUGUGAAACAUCCAGUUUCAUAUUACAGAUAUCUAAUAGGAUUUUCAAGUGUGCAAUUUAUUUCAAAUACUUCAUUGCUUUAAUGGAUUCUGCCCAUUAUUCUGGAAAGUGGCAUCUCGUGUAUGGUAGCCAAAUUGUGUAAAUACAAAGCAUUUAAAUUUUAUUUAAAAAAAAAAAGCAACCAUUGUUUUGGCGUAUUAAAAAUACCAUGGAAUUUCCUUAGUACUAAGAGAAUUACAUAUGUAAUGUGCUUUUCUUUUUUUUCCCCUGUACAUUUAAUCAUCAUGGCAUUCAUUGUACUGUGACUUGUUUACGGGGUAUCGUAAUCCGAGCUCACUUGCAGAUAAUGCGAAAUAGCUCAACAUUUUCUUAUUGUUCACUUUCAGUUUGAUAUUUAAAUAAAAAAUAUAUCUUA
Molecule: messenger RNA, 4636 nt
Organism: Gigantopelta aegis
Lineage: Eukaryota; Metazoa; Mollusca; Gastropoda; Neomphalida; Peltospiridae
Product: mechanosensory protein 2-like
Exons: 8
Coding region: 285-1151 (288 amino acids)
Cellular component (GO): plasma membrane
Source: RefSeq, a predicted model, not a curated record